This is a messenger RNA of Hansenula anomala, 270 nucleotides long. It is a transcript of the gene CMC1, whose product is annotated as Cmc1p. The annotation marks the transcript as partial. NCBI's taxonomy places the organism in Eukaryota, Fungi, Ascomycota, Saccharomycetes, Phaffomycetales, Wickerhamomycetaceae. The transcript has 2 exons. The record is from RefSeq and is a predicted model, not a curated record.
AUAAUGAAUAGCCACAAUGCGAAGCUUCCGGUGUGGAUGCUAACCCCUAUGGAAGAGAAGGAAGCCAGAAAAAGAUGGAAAGAGUACGCUUACAAACAAUGUGAUGAAGUUGUUCAAAAAUUUGCUAAAUGUUCCAAGGAAAAUGGGGUUGGUGUUUUAUGGAAUUGUAGAAGUGCAAGAGAUGAUAUGAAUAAAUGUAUUCUAAGGCUUCAAAAACCUGAAGAACUAGAUAGACAAAGAGAACUACUUAUUGCAGAAAAAAUUGAAAAA